Neomonachus schauinslandi (Hawaiian monk seal) is the source of this 2498-nucleotide messenger RNA. It is a transcript of the gene CBS, whose product is annotated as cystathionine beta-synthase. Gene Ontology annotation, cellular component: cytoplasm. Gene Ontology annotation, molecular function: cystathionine beta-synthase activity; cysteine synthase activity. Lineage: Eukaryota; Metazoa; Chordata; Mammalia; Carnivora; Phocidae. The transcript is spliced from 17 exons. The record is from RefSeq and is a predicted model, not a curated record. The coding region runs from base 145 to 1863 and encodes 572 amino acids.
UGCGCGCACCGUCGGCCGCCGCGUCCCGCAGGCCCCGCAGCCCCAGGGUUGCGGCUCCGGUUAAUAGCUGUCGGCCCCGCAGCUCCUCGCGCCUGGACGCGCCCAGCCCGCCCCGCUUUCCUGCGUCUCCGUCCAGAUCCCAGCAUGCCUUCCGAGACACCCCAAGCAGACACGGGGUCUGCAGCGUGCCCCCACCUCUCAGGGGCACACCUGGAGAAGGGGCCCCCCGGGGACAAAGAAGCCAAGGAGUGCCUGUGGAUCCGUCCCGAUGCCCCAAGCAGGUGCUCCUGGCAGCUGGGCAGGCCCGUCACGGACUCUCCGCAUCAGCACACUGCCUUGGCAAAAUCCCCCAAAAUCUUGCCAGAUAUCCUGAAGAAAAUUGGGGACACCCCCAUGGUGCGAAUCAACAAGAUUGGGAAGAAGUUUGGCCUGCAGUGUGAGCUCUUGGCCAAGUGCGAGUUCUUCAAUGCGGGCGGGAGUGUGAAGGACCGCAUCAGCCUGCGGAUGAUUGAGGACGCCGAGCGGGCUGGGACGCUGAAGCCCGGGGACACCAUCAUUGAGCCGACGUCCGGGAACACAGGGAUUGGGCUGGCCCUGGCUGCUGCCGUGAAGGGUUACCGCUGCGUCAUCGUGAUGCCGGAGAAGAUGAGCACCGAGAAGGUGGACGUGCUGCGGGCCCUGGGGGCAGAGAUCGUGAGGACACCCACCACUGCCAGAUUUGACUCCCCCGAGUCGCAUGUGGGGGUGGCGUGGAGGCUGCGAAACGAGAUCCCCAAUUCUCACAUCCUGGACCAGUACCGCAACGCGAGCAACCCCCUCGCUCACUACGACACCACCGCCGAGGAGAUCCUGCAGCAGUGUGAGGGGAAGCUGGACAUGCUGGUGGCUUCGGCAGGCACGGGGGGCACCAUCACGGGCAUCGCCAGGAAGCUGAAGGAGAAAUGCCCCGGGUGCAGAAUCAUCGGGGUGGAUCCCGAGGGCUCCAUCCUUGCAGAGCCCGAGGAGCUGAACCAGACGGAGCAGACGAUGUACGAGGUGGAGGGGAUCGGCUAUGACUUCAUCCCCACGGUGCUGGACCGGUCGGUGGUGGACAAGUGGUUCAAGAGCAACGAUGAGGAGUCCUUCGCCUUCGCCCGCAUGCUGAUCGCGCAGGAGGGUCUGCUGUGCGGUGGCAGCGCGGGCAGCGCCGUGUCGGUGGCCGUGAAGGCUGCCCGGGAGCUGCAGGAGGGCCAGCGCUGCGUGGUGAUCCUGCCCGACUCCGUUCGCAACUACAUGUCCAAGUUCCUGAGUGACAAGUGGAUGCUGCAGAAGGGCUUCCUGAAGGAGGAGGACUUCACGGUGACCAAGCCGUGGUGGUGGCACCUCAGAGUGCAGGAGCUGAGCCUGUCGGCUCCGCUCACCGUGCUGCCCACGGUCACCUGCGAGCACACCAUCGAGAUCCUGCGUGAGAAGGGCUUCGACCAGGUGCCCGUGGUCGACGAGUCAGGGGUGAUCCUGGGGAUGGUGACCCUGGGGAACAUGCUGUCAUCCCUGCUCGCUGGGAAGCUUCAGCCAUCAGACCAAGUUCGGAAAGUCCUCUACAAGCAGUUCAAGCAGAUCCACCUGACGGACCCACUGGGCAAGCUCUCGCACAUCUUGGAGACGGACCACUUCGCCCUGGUGGUCCACGAGCAGAUCCAGUCAUGGGACCUGGCCUUAUCGGGCAUGGUGGGGGGGCCUGCAGACCACAGCAAUGGCAAGUCCAGUAAGAGGCAGAUGGUGUUCGGGGUCGUCACUGCCAUCGACUUGCUGAACUUCGUGGCUGCUCGCGAGCGAGAGCAGAAGACCAAGUCAGGACCUGCCGGGGCCACGGCACAGCUCUGACGGCCCCCACGCCACUGGCUGGUGUCCGUCCUCUCUUGCUUUUGUCUGAGCAUGCAAAUGUGACUUUCAGCUGCCUGACGCUGGGCACUGCUCUAACAUGAUGGGUAGCAAGGACAGGUGCAGGAUGCUUAGCCCGGGGCCAGCAGGAAUGUUCGUUUUCCCUUUAUUAGCACCUGGCUACCUAAAUGAAUCUAUUUAUGGUUUAUUAGAGUAGAUGUGUUUUUCUUUAACUUUCUUCUAAAAUGUUUCAACGCAAGAAUCUUAUUAAAUAGAACUCAGCCAGGUGGAGGAACCCAUGUGAGGAUAGGAGCAGGGUGGGUAAAAGCAGCUGCAGGUGCCUUUUCUGGGGAAGAAUCCAGAAUGGGGAGCAGCAGAAAGGGGCUGGGGAAGCGUGGGUCAGUGUCUGCUUGGGGCUGGGUCGGUCAGAGCAACUCGAAUGUUUGGGGUUUUUUGAUUGAGGUGAAAUUCCCAUAACCUUAAAUCAACAGUUUAAAAAUGUGAUGUUCUCGGUGUCAUGUAGCCAGAUCCCAGUGCACGUCAUCACCUCCCCUCCCUCUCCUGGCCACCGCCAAUCUGCUUUGUGUCUGCGUGGGUGUAUCUGUUUGGGAUCCAUCAUAUAAACGGAAUGCUACAGU